Leopardus geoffroyi (Geoffroy's cat) is the source of this 6367-nucleotide messenger RNA. RefSeq names its product androgen receptor (gene AR). Gene Ontology annotation, molecular function: sequence-specific DNA binding; steroid binding; nuclear receptor activity. The record is from RefSeq and is a predicted model, not a curated record. The transcript has 8 exons. Lineage: Eukaryota; Metazoa; Chordata; Mammalia; Carnivora; Felidae. Bases 1227 to 3938 code for a protein of 903 amino acids. Gene Ontology annotation, biological process: male gonad development; androgen receptor signaling pathway; regulation of DNA-templated transcription. Gene Ontology annotation, cellular component: nucleus.
GGAGAAAGGAGGUGGGAAGGCAAGGAGGCCGGCCCGGCGGGGGCGGAACCCGACUAGCAAACUGUUGCAUUUGCUCUCCACCUCCCAGCGCCCCUUCCGAGAUCCCAGGGAGACAGCGUCCCCGGAGAGCUGGAGGGUCCCGAGCUAGCCGGGAGGCAGAAGAGGCAGAAGAGGAAAGAGACCGAGCUAGCAGCUCCAGUGUGGGACAGGAGCUGAAGGGACAUACCGCGUCAACCCCAGCUGGGCUCCGGCGACCGCCAAGGCUUUUUGCAGCGCGGCGGCUAAAGCCGCCGCCUCAGAGCUGCCCUUUACUCUUCGGUGAAGUUUUUAAAAGCAGCUAGAGACUCGGAGGAAGCAAGGAAAGUGCCGGGUAGGACUGACAGUUGCCUUUGUCCUCCACCCCUCCACCCCGCCCCACCCCCUUCUGGGUCUCCUCUCCUGUUGCCGCUUGGCCCGCUCCUCUCUUCCCGUCCCCCUAACCGCCCCCCCCCCCCUAGUUGGCCCUGCGUGGCCAGCCCGAAUUUGCAGAGAGGUAACUCCCUUUGGCUUCGAGCAGGCAAGCUAGCUGCACGUUACAAAGACGGCUCUGGGGAUCCAGGCGACUGGUGAACCGCUUCAGCAAAGCACUGCAGCUGGGACCUGGCUAGUUAGGCUGUACACGGGGCGGGCCUCCAGGUUCUCUUCAUUCCCUUUCCAGCUCCUUCUGCACGCAGCAGCCACCCCCACCCCCUCCAGUUUGCAGGGCCUGAGACCAAACAAUGAAAGGGCAGUCAGGGCUUCAGUAGACCAUUAAAAAGAAAAAGAAAAAUCCCAAACAAAACAAACCUCCAAACCCAAAAUAAAACAAAAAGAAAAUAACCCGGUUCUUAAUUGCACCUGCUUCAGUGGAUACUGAAUUUGGAAGGCAGAGGGUUUUCCUUGUUUUUGUUUUUGUUUUGUUUCCUUCAAGAGUUGGGCAUCUUUUGAAUCUACCGUCCCAAGAUUUCAGUAACAGACUGUGAGACUAGCAGGGCAGAUCGUGUACAACGCGUGUUUUCCUGUGCAGGAGAUUUUGAGGCUGUCAGAGUGCUUUUCCGUGGUUAUUCCUGCAAGUUUCCUUCCCAAGAGCUUCCCGCAGGUGGGCAGCUAACUGCAGCGACUACCGCAUCGCAGCCUGUUGAACUUCUCAGCUAGACAAGGGGAAACAGGAUAAAGGAAUUCGGUGGAAGAGUCAGGCAAGCUCAAGGAUGGAGGUGCAGUUAGGGUUAGGGAGGGUCUACCCCAGGCCACCGUCCAAAACCUAUAGAGGAGCUUUCCAGAACCUAUUCCAGAGCGUGCGCGAAGUGAUCCAGAACCCGGGCCCCAGGCACCCUGAGGCCACGAGCGCAGCACCUCCCGGCGCCCGUUUGCAGCAGCAGCAGCAACAACAGCAGCAGGAGCAGACCAGUCCUCAGCAGCAGCAGCAGCAGCAGCAGCAGCAGCAGCAGCCUGAGGAUGGCUCUCCCCAAGCCCAGAGCAGAGGCCCUACAGGCUACCUGGCCCUGGACGAGGAACAGCAGCCUUCACAACAGCAGUCCGCCCCUAAGGGUCAUCUGGAGAGAGGCUGCGUUCCAGACACUGGAGCUGCUUCAGCCACCGGCAAGGGGCUGCAGCGGCAGCAACCAGCACCACCGGACGAGGAUGACUCAGCUGCCCCAUCCGCGUUGUCCCUGCUGGGCCCCAGUUUCCCGUGCUUAAGUAGCUGUUCCGCCGAUCUUAAAGACAUCCUGAGCGAGGCCGGCACCAUGCAACUCCUUCAGCAGCAGCAGCAGCAGCAGCAGCAGCAGCAGCAGCAGCAGCAGGAGGUGGUAUCCGAAGGCGGCAGCAGCGAGAGAACAAGGGAGGCCACUGGUGCUCCCACCUCCUCCAAGGACAGUUACCUAGGGGGCAGUUCAACCAUCUCGGACAGCGCCAAGGAGUUGUGUAAGGCAGUGUCAGUGUCAAUGGGCUUGGGUGUGGAGGCACUGGAACAUCUGAGUCCUGGGGAGCAGCUUCGGGGGGAUUGCAUGUACGCCCCGCUCCUGGGAGUUCCACCCGCUGUGCGUCCUUGCGCCCCACUGGCCGAAUGCAAAGGUUCUGUGCUGAAUGAUGGCCCUGGUAAGGGCACCCAAGAAACUGCUGAGUAUUCCCCUUUCAAGUCAGGUUAUGCCAAAGGGUUGGACGGCGACAGCCUGGGUUGUUCUGGCAGCAGUGAAGCAGGGGGCUCCGGAACACUUGAGAUGCCCUCCACCCUGUCUGUCUACAAGUCUGGAGCACUAGAUGAAGCGGCAGCUUAUCAGAGUCGCGACUACUACAACUUUCAGCUCGCCCUGGCUGGGCCGCCUCCCCCUCUUCCCCCUCCCCAUCCUCAUGCCCGCAUCAAGCUGGAAAACCCGCUGGACUAUGGGAGCGCCUGGGCGGCAGCAGCGGCACAAUGCCGCUAUGGGGACCUGGCUAGCCUGCAUGGCGGGGGUGCAGUGGGACCCAGCUCAGGCUCACCCUCAGCCACCGCCUCUUCUUCCUGGCAUACUCUAUUCACAGCAGAAGAAGGCCAGCUGUAUGGGCCCUGUGGCGGGAGUGGAGGCGGCAGCACUGGCGAGUCAGGGUCUGUGACCCCCUAUGGCUACACUCGGCCACCACAGGGGUUGACGGGCCAAGAAGGUGACUUCCCUCCACCUGAUAUGUGGUAUCCUGGUGGUGUGAUGAGCAGAGUGCCCUAUCCAAGUCCCAGUUGUGUCAAAAACGAGAUGGGCCCCUGGAUGGAGAGCUACUCCGGACCCUAUGGGGACAUGCGUUUGGAGACUUCCAGGGACCAUGUCUUACCCAUUGACUAUUACUUUCCGCCCCAGAAGACCUGCCUGAUCUGCGGUGAUGAAGCUUCUGGCUGUCACUAUGGAGCUCUCACUUGUGGAAGCUGCAAAGUGUUCUUUAAAAGAGCCGCUGAAGGGAAACAGAAGUACCUGUGUGCCAGCAGAAAUGAUUGCACCAUCGAUAAAUUCCGAAGGAAAAAUUGUCCAUCUUGUCGCCUACGGAAAUGCUAUGAGGCAGGAAUGACUCUGGGAGCCCGGAAGCUGAAGAAACUUGGUAAUCUGAAACUACAGGAGGAAGGGGAGGCUUCCAAUGCCAUCAGCCCCACUGAGGAGCCAACCCAGAAGCUGACAGUGUCACACAUUGAAGGCUAUGAGUGUCAGCCCAUCUUUCUGAAUGUCCUGGAAGCCAUUGAGCCAGGCGUGGUAUGUGCUGGACACGACAACAACCAGCCCGACUCCUUUGCAGCCUUGCUCUCUAGCCUUAAUGAAUUGGGCGAAAGACAACUUGUACAUGUGGUCAAGUGGGCCAAGGCCUUGCCUGGCUUCCGCAACUUGCACGUGGAUGACCAGAUGGCAGUCAUUCAGUACUCCUGGAUGGGGCUUAUGGUGUUUGCCAUGGGCUGGCGGUCCUUCACCAAUGUCAACUCCAGGAUGCUCUACUUUGCCCCUGACCUGGUUUUCAAUGAGUACCGCAUGCACAAGUCCCGGAUGUACAGCCAGUGUGUACGAAUGAGGCACCUCUCUCAAGAAUUUGGAUGGCUCCAAAUCACCCCCCAGGAAUUUUUGUGCAUGAAGGCACUGCUGCUAUUCAGCAUUAUUCCAGUGGAUGGGCUGAAAAAUCAAAAAUUCUUUGAUGAACUUCGAAUGAAUUACAUCAAGGAACUUGAUCGUAUCAUUGCUUGCAAGAGAAAAAAUCCCACAUCCUGCUCAAGGCGCUUCUACCAGCUCACCAAGCUCCUGGACUCUGUGCAACCUAUUGCACGAGAGCUGCAUCAGUUCACUUUUGACCUGCUAAUCAAGUCCCACAUGGUAAGCGUGGACUUUCCAGAAAUGAUGGCAGAAAUCAUCUCUGUGCAAGUGCCCAAGAUUCUUUCUGGGAAAGUCAAGCCCAUCUAUUUCCACACACAGUGAAGCUUUGGAGACCCCCAUUUUCUCACCCUACCCUACUCCCCUUUUCACAUAUCUUUUGCCUGUUACAAUCCUGCACUACUUCUUUGCAGUGCCUUGGGGAAUUUCCUCUUUUGAUGUACAAUCUGUCAUGAAGAUGUUCCUGAGUUCUAUUUGCUAAACUUUUUUUUCCCCUCUUUUCCUCCUUUCUUUUUUUCCCUUCCUAUCUGACCCUCCCAUGGCUCUUUCAGAUUCUGCUCCCUGCCAUGGCUCUUAUCUGUGUUUUGAAUGGUGUUGUAUUUCUUUAAAUCUGUGAUGAUCCUCAUGUGGCCCAGUGUAAAGUUGUGCUUGUUUAUAGCACUGCACUGUGUGCCAGCCAUGCAAACGUUUACUCACUUAAUGCCACGGGAAGUUUAGAGAGCUAAGAGUAUCUGGGAAAACAAAAACAAAAACAAACAAUGCCCCUAAAACCAAAAAUCCUUGCAGGGUUUUUUUCCCUCUUAAAAAAUAUAAAAACAAGCACAAUUCCUCAAAGAGACCAACAGUGACUACAGUAAGGUGAAAAUUGCAAGCGCAUGGGGAGUCACUGAUUUUGUUUUUUUCCAAACUCAGCCUCCCUGGGAAACUUUCUUUUAUGCCAAUGGCUAUUGCCAUUAGAGGACAGAAUGACCACAAAGAUUAGUUAGAAGUGGGAUGAGGGGAGGAGACAGAUUUAAGAGAUGAUGGGAGGAAGAAGACAGAUGGAUCACCAGUACCUGCCCACAACCUUGGCCCCUGAUGGCUAGACUGCAUUAACUGCAGUGCAAUUCAUGGUACUGAAAAUGUGCUUCUUGUUUGAAAGCGUGUCUGCAUGUGAAUACCUUCCCUACAACCAACACUUUUUCUCUCUCACUGUCUGCCUCCACCCUCGAAUUGACUUUCAGUAAGCCUUUCUAAGAGCUUUGAACUGAAUGUUCUCUUUAGCCAAAACUUUGUCACUUCCACUAAAGAUUCAAACCAGUAAGAAAGAAGGGAGAGAUCUGAUCCUUUGGAAGACCCUAUACAGAUUGAGGUCUGCUUUCCCAUUUAUGCAUCAGGGAAGAGGUUGGGGCUGGAGUCAGAGGAAAAGGAAUUGAUGGCUUGGUGGUUUUCCUGCUUAGGGCACUCUUUGCCCUUACCUUUAAAAGAUCUGAAUGUUUUCUGCCUGAUGCCAUGCAGCUGAAAGCUCCCUCUUACCCUCCCUUCAGUGUUUUGUGUGCCUAGACUUCACUAGACUGUGUUAUAGCCAUGGUGGUGAUGUUUGUCCAUUAUUUGGGCAUGUUCACAGACUCUCUGCUAAGAGCUCCUACCACCAAGAAGGCCAGCAAGCCAAGAGUCUUGACAUCUGUCUCUAGACACCUGUAGACCAAAAACUUCUUACCAAAUGUCUUUCAUCAACUAUCUGAUCUCUGGAGCCCUUAGAGAAACUGGAAAGAAGGCAUCAAUGGGAUUGGACAAGCUGGGCAUCUUGCCCUUGUCCCUUAGAGAUGAUACCUUCCUACCAAGUGGAAAAAUACCUACUUCUUCCUCCAGGGCAGCUAAAGGGGCUAUGAAGGUCAGGGUUAAAGGGAAAACUCAAUUACCAGAAUGAGAAGAAUGAAGGCACUAGAACCACAAACCCUGUAAAUGCUCUACUUGCCACCCAGCAUAUCCACCUACAGAAGUCAUGGGAAGAAGAGAGAAGAAACUAAGAGGAGACUGACUACUAAAUUAAAGUCUUCAGAGGCAAAAUCUAAAGCCAGAUGAGCACCAUCUGGUCAGUUUACUCAUCAUCAUCCUCUGCUGCUGAUUCUGGACUCUGAUAUCAGCCCUACUCACUCAGACUCCCCACCUUUGUUGCUGCCUCUCAGUCAGAGGAAGACUGAAACAAUUAUACUAUAGAACCAUCACCUCUUUUGGAAAGUUCUGGUUGGUGUGGCUCCAAUGGGCUGCCAUCCAUGAACUCAGGGUGUGCUCCCAGGACACUGGUUUCAUAUAGUCCUUUGGCACACCUCUAUUUUGUUGACUUUGUCCCCCAAUCCUGAGUUCAGGAGGAAUGUCCACCUACUUUCUCAUCUUGGCAACUGCCUCCUCGCUUAGCUCUUAAAGUCAUCUGUUAAACUCAAGAAAUGAGGGGCAUGUUACCAAGCUACCCAUUUCAGUUGGUUCACUCUACUUGUUGAGAAGAUAGUAUCUGAGUGACAUGUUAUUAUCUACAUGGGUUUCCUCCUCUGAUUUGUGUUGAUAUUAAUAGCCAAAUGAACUUGCAAAACAGCUUUUUUAAAUAACAAGGGAAAGGGGAACCUAAGAUAGGUGAUAUACCAGUCUAAGACUGCUGGACAAAAUUAAAGCUGACAGGUUCUCUUUCUGAGGUGGGAUAGACAAAUUAUGGUUUUCUUUGUUAUGACAUCAUUUGGCUUGUAUAGGCUCACAAGAUUACUUCUAGCUGUUUUAAA